AUGAAGGCAGCGUGCUUUCAGAACCUGGUACAGGCCAACGUGAGGAACAAGAGGUUCCUGAAGGAUGCUGUGCGGAACAUCUCAGCCAAGGGCAUCACCAACUAUAAAGGCGGCUUCGAGUUGUUGAACGUGACCCAGGGCAGGGCGUUGUGUAACAAGAUCAUCAUGCUGUUCACUGACGGAGGAGAGGAGAGGGCCCAGGAGAUCUUCCAGAAGUAUAACGCUGACAAAAAGGUGCGGAUAUUCACGUUCUCAGUGGGCCAACACAACUAUGACAAAGGACCAAUCCAGUGGAUGGCCUGCACCAACAAAGGGUACUAUUAUGAAAUCCCCUCCAUCGGUGCUAUCAGGAUCAACACUCAGGAGUAUCUGGAUGUACUGGGAAGGCCCAUGGUCAAAGCAAACAACAAGGCCAAGCAGGUUCAAUGGACCAACGUUUACCAGACGCGCUG
This is a messenger RNA of Oncorhynchus masou masou (cherry salmon), 452 nucleotides long. RefSeq names its product voltage-dependent calcium channel subunit alpha-2/delta-1-like. The transcript is spliced from 5 exons. Lineage: Eukaryota; Metazoa; Chordata; Actinopteri; Salmoniformes; Salmonidae. Gene Ontology annotation, molecular function: voltage-gated calcium channel activity. The record is from RefSeq and is a predicted model, not a curated record. Gene Ontology annotation, cellular component: L-type voltage-gated calcium channel complex. The annotation marks the transcript as partial.